UGUGUCCGGAAGGCUGGCGUUGCUCGUGUGUAUGGGGGCGCCUCUUCGAUCUUAACGACACAAUCGACUCACGAAUAUAAAACACUAUACGACCGUCAUGCCAUUAUACGCGACAUAAUCAUCAUGAAUACAAUGCGCAAUCGUUUAAAAAUAUUAUAAUUUAUUCUUGUUUCCUACAGUGCGGUCUUAAAUGUGAAUUGGCUUCGAUAAACAUUUAAAUUUCAAGUGUUUAACAUAUAAAUUGUUGGUGAUGUUUUUUAACUUUAAUUAAAUAAGACAUCUGUGUGCGUGAGAACUAUUUUUUACGAGUGCUUUUACUUCAUUAGUAGGGCGUGAAAGAAAUGGAUGCGGUAUGCCAGCACAGCGACGGAUUGUGCCAGGCGUUUGCGCUCGCCGCAGCGCUACACUCGCUCAACCUCUAUUGCGCUAGCAUCUCCACCGCACUUAUCUGCUGUUGUUCCACGCAGCGGCCUCGCUGGUGUGGUAUCAAAUGGCAAUGGCAAAAUACGCGGGGAAUAGUAAGUCUGACUCUAGGAGUGGUAUGGUGUUGUGUUGCCGCCUCAGGUUCUCUUCGUCCUGGACACACCAUGCGCCUAGUUGCCUCAUUAAUGGCUCCUCUAUCUUGGCUUGCUGCUGCAGCAAUGCAUAUAACUUUAUGGACUCGGCGCUCAACGGCCCCAAUUCUUUAUUUAGCUAUUUACUGGUUGUUAUCAUCAGCCUCAUCAGCAACAAUCACAUAUCGUUUUCUACUCGUUGGGGUUCCUCACAACCACGUCGAAGUGUAUCUGCAUGGAGUAGGAAUAUUUUUAGCAUUUAUAAUGUCUGGAGUGGAUUGGUUAUGCUUUUAUGACGAAGUAACAAAACGUUCAAAUUGCCGCAUAAAAAGUUCUACAGAAUCUAAAAAUACGCUAUAUUUAUAUAAUGACACCCACUUUUACUCGAAAAUUACCUUCUUUUGGCUAAACACAUUUUUAUAUAAAGGCUAUCGUCUACAUCUAGACAAUGAGGAUUUGAAAGAAGUACCUGAAGAUGAAACCGCAAAAAAACAUUUUAAAAAAUUUAAGGCUAUAAUCAAUAAAGGUAACACAGUCAGUAUAUGGAAAUGUUACGUUCGCAUGGUGUGGCCGAACUUCUAUAUUGCAGGAAUAUUGAGAUUAUUCAGCGACUUAUCAAGCGUCAUUCCAGCGUUAGGUUUAGCUACUUUAAUUUUGUACAUGGAAAAUGAAACGAAAAUCGACAACGUGGCACCUGAAGUGACCGUACAAGAGUUUUUUUCGAAUGGCUACGUUGUGCUUGUUAUUCUAACUUUAGCACUUAUUAUUCAAGCGUUACUGUCACAAAAUUCCACUCAUUUACUUAUGGUGGAAGGUUCUAGACUAAAAAUGGCUUUACAGAGCAUGAUUUACGAUAAAUGUACGCGAUUAGCAUGUUGGUCUACAGACGCAGAUGUAAGUGAGGAGUCACCAUUACUUCAUAAUCCCGAAGAUGACGCUAAUACACAAUCAGGGCUUCUUAUGAAUUUGAUAUCUCAGGAUACAUAUAACAUUAUGUCAUGCGUAUGGGUUUUCCAUUAUACAUGGGCCAUACCACUGAAGGUUAUUGUUAUACUGUAUUUACUUUAUACAAAAUUGGGUUAUAGUGCGAUAAUAGGCUCGGUUACCAGCCUAUGUCUUAUAACUCCGUUACAACUUUUCAUUGGGAAGAAAAUAUCAGACAAUUCUAGAGAUAUAUCAAAAUGUACGGACCAUAGAAUUUCGAAAAUAUCAGAAAUUUUGCAGGGUAUGAAUGUCAUUAAAUUAUACGUAUGGGAAGACUUGUUCAAUGAAAAAAUAUUACAAUUGAGAGAAGUCGAAUUAAAACUCCUCAAUAAAGAUUCUUGGUACUGGGGAUUACUAAAUUUUACGACACAAGUUUCCGCAGCAUUAAUUACAAUUAUAACGUUUACAACGCACUAUUAUCUUGAGAAUACAAAUACAUUAAACAGUAUUAAUGUGUUUGCUGGGUUGGCACUUUUCAAUCAGCUGACGAUACCACUGUUAAUAUUACCCGUAACUUUGUUUAUGAUCAUACAAGCUAUGGUCAGCACAAAAAGGAUAAAAGAUUUCUUGGAACUUCCAGAGUCUUGUAAUACGCGAGAUGGUACUAAUGACAAUUCAUAUACUAAGCAAUCGGCGGACAAUGUAUACGAAGCUUUUCUUGAUGUUAUUCCAGAAGAUAAUCUUUUUUCUGAAAGGGAAGAAUUUGAUUUAAAUAAUGACAAUGAACACUCGGGGUUUAGCAGUGCACCGAUUGUCCAAGGACAGGAAUAUUUAAUAAGGUUUACAAAUGCUGCUUUUUCUUGGAAAAUGAAGGAUAAUGUGUGGCUAGAGAUUGAUAAUUUAGAUAUACCAUCAGGAAAAUUAAUUAUGGUAGUUGGAGCUUCUGGUUCGGGUAAAUCCUUAUUGCUCUCUGCAAUAUUGGGAGAAAUGUAUCAAGAAAGGGGAGACGUUAAUGUAAAUGUUCAUUGUUCAACAUGGUACGCUGGUCAGCCACCCUGGCUUCUUGAAGGCUCGAUAAGAGAUAAUAUUUUGAUGGAUAGUGCGUGGUGCCCGAAAAGGUAUGCUCGCGUCCUGCGUGCCACCGGAUUACGACCUGACUUGCAGCUGUUACCGGAUGGUGAUGACACUCAAUUGGGAAGCUAUGGGACGCCGCUGUCAGGAGGACAACGGGUUCGCUUGUGUGUCGCACGUGCUUUAUACUCCAAAGCGAGACUCAUUGUACUUGACGAGCCGCUCAGUGCUUUAGAUGUGACAUUGGCGCAACAUUUAGUCGCGAGGGCGCUCAUUCCUGCCGCCCGUUCCGGUCGUACAGUGAUAUUAGCCACGCACAGAUUAGAGGUCUUACAUUACGCGGACUUUAUAAUAGCAAUGGGAGACGGCCGUGUAAAUGAAGUCGGCCGUCUUAAUACUAUGUCUGAAGGCGUUAUAAGUCAGUGGGCACGACUGGCUGCCGACGCCCGUGCAGCAGCAUUACGGACCGGCGCGGGUCCAACCGGAGGUGCUGCGCGCGAAAGAAAACAACUUGUUCGAGCAAUAAGCCGGUUGCAGUUUCAGAGAAAUAUGUCAGAUGAUGCUAAGCAUGUGGGCAUCAACGAAGUAGUCGGAGCCCAUCUUUUAACAGAGGUGCCCACGUGUGCGGGCGGCAGUUGGCGUCAAAUUGCAAAGCGAGCGCGGCCACCAAUAUCACGUCAAUUUUCCUCUCCGUCUCCGACUGAUCAAAACUUCAAAUGGUAUCGUGACUUACGACGCGCGGUUAGUGCAGAUGAAUCUAAUGAAGUCUUACAGCAUGAAGCAAGCUUAUUGCGACGAUUUUUAAGCCGCCGACCGUAUCAUACAAUAUCCAGAUGGACGCCGAGGAUUUUACUUCGAAUAUUAAGCUCUGAUUCGGAUACGUCAACUCAUUCAACACAAAAUAAUGGGACAGUAGUGGAAGAACCAUCCGAUGAGGCAACGUUCAACUCUACCACUUGCAAUGGAAUUGAGACGUAUACUGCGCAGGAAGACAUGCCAGAGCCUAAUAUAGAAGAUGAACAUAUUCUGGACGAGUCCAAGGUUUGGUGGAAAUACAGUCAAACGUGCCGAUGGUGGGGCGCCGCGUACUGUGUGGUCGCCGUGGCGGCACAGGCGGUAGCACUUGCUUCAGAUUACUGGCUCUCGCAUCUAGCUACAGAGAAUGCACGCUCUCUACUAUCCGAUCAAGAGAUAUGGAACAUGAUACGUGUUUACGCGCUGUGGUGCGUGGGCGCGAUAUGCGCUGCAGGCUGUGCACAAGUCGCAUGCGCAUGUGCCGGUGCUGCUUCGAGACGUACUCUACAUGAGCGUCUGCUGCAUGCUACGCUCCAUGCACCGUUGCACUAUCACAACUCACGCUCGGCUGGAGAUACGAUACACCGCUUCUCUUCUGAUACACUUGUUGUUGAUAAGAAGUUGCCAACGGCUGUGAACAGAUGGGUUCACCUAGCAUUACUUUGUGGAGCUGCUAUUCUUGUUAAUGUAAUAGCGUCGCCAUGGACCUUACUCGCAAUAAUUCCAGCGUGUGCUAUGUACAUUGUGUUACAAUCUGUUUAUUUAAAGAAUGCUAGGACCCUUCAACAUGCAGAGGCUGAGAGCGCAGCGCGAGCAGUGUCGCUGGCGGCGCAGACUUUGUCGGGCGCGGUCACAGUGCGCGCGGGAUGCCUGCGGCCACGCAUGCGCGACGCCUUCUGCCGUCGACUCGAUCGCAACCACAACGCUUUGUUGCUGCUCAAUUCUGCUAAUCGUUGGUUAAGCCUUACAUUGGACGUAAUGGGUGCGUGCAGCGUAUUCGUGUCGCUGGCCGCGGCCCUGUACAGCGGUAUCGGGGGUGCGGCCACGGGCCUCGCGGGCACCUACUCGCUGCUGCUGCCAGCGUACCUCGCGCACCUCGGCAAGGGCCGCGCGGACCUAGACACGCUGCUCGCGUCUGUGCAGCGCCUGCUCACCGACACCGACGUGCCGCAAGAGAAUUACAGAGAAGACUGUCCUAUUCCUACGGAUUGGCAACGGAGCGGUAAAAUAGAAUUCCAAGAUGUAACUAUUCAACACCAUCCAGAAUCAGCGCCAGUGCUUCAAAAUGUUAAUAUCGUAGUUAAUCCUGGUCAAAGGAUCGCCAUUUGUGGCCGUAGUGGUAGCGGGAAGUCCUCACUUCUAUUGACUUGCGCGGGCGCUACGACAAUACACAGCGGUCGCGUAUUGCUCGACGGUCAAGACAUUACGCAUGUUCCGUUGCGUGUGCUGCGCCACCGAGUGGUGGUUUUGCCACAAGAAACUGUCAUGUUUUCGGGAACACUGCGGGAGAAUCUUGACCCACUCGCUGUACACACAGAUGAAGAAAUUUGGCAAAGUUUAAGAGCCGUCGGAUUGUUUGACUAUGUGACUGCACAGCCGGCUGGUUUAGAGUGCAGCGUGUGCGGCGCGCGCGGGUGGGGCGGCGGGCGCGGCGCGCGGGUGUGCGCGGCGCGCGCGGCGCUGCACGCGCGUCCGGCCGCCGCGCUGCUGCUGGACGAGCCCGGCGCCGCUCUCGACGCGACCGCCGAGCGCGCUUUACUGAAUGCGAUCGCCAUCGUCGCGCCUAACGCUACUAUCCUUACUGUCGCGCACCGCAUAUCAUCCGUACGUGACUAUGACGGCGCCAUGUUGUUGGAGCGCGGCGCAGCUUCAGAGUGCGCCGACAUGGAUUCGCUGCUGAGCCCGCGCGCCUCGCUCAACGCACGUAGCAACGGGUCUACUGAACCUGGUCACUCCGGAUAGAUUACGUCCAAAGUUACCCGAGCUCAGCCCGGUGUCUCGUCGCCGAGUCGUAGGUUACUUAUUCGCACACAAUUCGUAAAUAUAUCGCUUUAAAAAGAAGACUGAAGUUGCUCUUAUUUUUUUGUCUAAUAACUUCGAGGACCACCGAAUUACUUUGUAGCAAUAAUAAUGUAAUUUUGAUCGUUUUAUAUAACUUACAUGUAAAUAAUAAAUCACAAUUGACGUUUAUUGAAUAAAAUAGAAUAAUAAAACGA
Nymphalis io (European peacock) is the source of this 5560-nucleotide messenger RNA. It is a transcript of the gene Sur, whose product is annotated as ATP-binding cassette sub-family C member Sur-like. Gene Ontology annotation, cellular component: membrane. Gene Ontology annotation, molecular function: ATP binding; ABC-type transporter activity; ATP hydrolysis activity. Bases 342 to 5306 code for a protein of 1654 amino acids. The record is from RefSeq and is a predicted model, not a curated record. Lineage: Eukaryota; Metazoa; Arthropoda; Insecta; Lepidoptera; Nymphalidae. The transcript has 26 exons. Gene Ontology annotation, biological process: transmembrane transport.